AUGGCCCUUGCGACAGAGGACGGCUCUGGAGUCGCCGGCAUUGGCUGUGAAGAUGCGAUUGGGUUUUGGAUCCCUUCAAUUGUGCGACGAAGAUCCUCUAGACGAACUUGGAGACUUCCAGGCCUAUUUCCCAACAUUUUUACCUCCGUGGCCGUCGAAGACUCCGAAGAUGGAGUUUCCGCUCCGAUAUCCAAUUAUGAGAUGGCUGCAUCCUCCAUUGUUCGACGCCAGCCUAGCUUAAUAAUCCUCGCCUCUCUCGACGAUGAGUAUAUCAUCAAGUUCAAAGAGGCAUUCUACGACAACCUCUCAGGAUAUCUCUGCAUCGUCAUGGAAUUUGCCACCGGAGGUGAUCUCAUGCGCAUCAUCAACCAAAACCUAAAAGCGAGGACCAGGAUCAAAGAAACCGAUAUCUGGAAAGCUCUCGUCGAUAUCACCCGAGGAUUGAAGUCCCUCCAUGAUAAAAAGAUUCUGCAUCGGGACCUCAAAGCUGCAAACAUAUUCAUCAGUGCGGAUGGAACUUAUAAAUUGGGAGAUCUCAAUGUUUCAAAAGUGCUCAAAAAGGGACUCGCUUACACCCAAACAGGAACGCCGUACUAUGCCAGUCCUGAAGUCUGGCAAGAUCUUCCCUACGAUAUGAAAAGCGAUAUUUGGUCCUUGGGAUGCGUGAUAUACGAAAUGGCUGCCUUGUAA
Messenger RNA from Nymphaea colorata (pocket water lily), 690 nucleotides. RefSeq lists its product as uncharacterized. Lineage: Eukaryota; Viridiplantae; Streptophyta; Magnoliopsida; Nymphaeales; Nymphaeaceae. The record is from RefSeq and is a predicted model, not a curated record. Gene Ontology annotation, biological process: protein phosphorylation. Bases 1 to 690 code for a protein of 229 amino acids. Gene Ontology annotation, molecular function: ATP binding; protein kinase activity. The transcript has 3 exons.